Molecule: messenger RNA, 1876 nt
Organism: Vigna unguiculata (cowpea)
Lineage: Eukaryota; Viridiplantae; Streptophyta; Magnoliopsida; Fabales; Fabaceae
Cellular component (GO): cytosol
Molecular function (GO): magnesium ion binding; holo-[acyl-carrier-protein] synthase activity
Source: RefSeq, a predicted model, not a curated record
CAAUUUUUUUAGUAUUCCUCUCUCACACACUAUACCUCACACACUCUGCGACUGCGAGACUGCAACUCUUCUUCUCCGCUCUCUUCUCUGCGCCACACACAUACUCGCUUCUCCUCCACCCGAAUCGCUGCUGGCCAUACCCGCUUCUCCUCCACCGUGACAUCCACCACGUCGCUGGCAGCAGCGAGAAAACAGCGCAGUGCACGGAGAACGCAGAGCCACCAUCGGACUGCGAUUGGCGAACGAUUCCGACCGCCACGACCACCGCGAAGACAGCUGCUGCCGUUAAUCGCUGUUCAUCCUUAAAUUUUCCCCCAAUUUCAAUUUCGUAGCUUUGGAGGAUAUGCUAUCCUCGGCCAUUGCACUUUUUUCUCUCCCUCUCAUCCAAGAAUAUUUUUUCUAUUGUAUUAAUACUGAGUAAUGUAAAUGAAAUUUUUGGUUGUUCCAUUGCUAGACAUUCAGGGGUUUAAAGCAACAAUCAUAUUGAUGAUGUCCGUUGAACUUGGAAGGAGGGCAUUUAGAAAGUUGCAAAAAAUUGAUUUAGAAGACAAUACAAUAGUAGACACUCUUGGUCCUCUGUUUGUGUGCAUGAAUUCAUUGCGAGACAAAGCACAGCUGAUGAUGAAUAUACAUUGCUUGGGAAGGAAUCUCACGACUGCUUCAUCAUCUUUGCUCCCUGUGCAACUCCCUGCACAAAGGGAAGUUCAUUUUUGGUAUGUUUUACCUCAUGAGGUUCAGAGCACAAACCUAUUGAACCAAUACUUAGAAAUUCUAUCGCCUUGCGAGAAAGAAAAUAUAUUUAGCAUGCGCGGGGAACAGAUAAAGAAAAGAGCUCUCCUGGCCCGAGCAUUAGUUCGCACUACAUUAGCAAGAUAUCAGACGAAUUGUCAAAUAGAUCCAAAAUCUUUAAAGUUUAGGAAGAACAAUUAUGGCAAGCCUGAGUUGGACUGGCAAUAUGCUGAUGAUUGGAGCCUCCCACCACUGCGUUUUAAUAUCUCACAUACUUCGUCUUUGAUAGCUUGUGGAGUAACUGUGGGUUCCGCUAUUGGUAUUGAUGUGGAAGCGAAGCAAAGGAGGUUAAAAAAUGAUACAUUAGCCUUUGCACGACGAUUCUUUUCUCCUUGUGAAAUAGAUAUGUUGAGUCACAUUGUGGACCCUGAACUCCGGCUUCAAGAGUUCAUUAAAUUGUGGACUCUAAAGGAGGCAUAUGUAAAAGCACUAGGGAAGGGCUUCUCAGCUUCACCAUUUAAGACUUUCACUUUACGAUUAGGAGACCAUGUGAAAGGAAACAUCCAUGCUCCACCUCAUAUGAUUUCUAAGGUACAUGAUAUUACUGUUGAGUCUUCUGAUGACCAGAAGAAUCCGUCUAGCAAUUGGCAGUUUGGACUUCUGGAGUUAGCUGGUUCUCAUUAUGCUGCCAUUUGUAUAGAACAGGACAGCAUCGAUGCAGGCAAUGCGAGCAUCCCAAUAAAUCUUACCCUAAGGAAAACAAUCCCAUAUGUUGAGGAUGACUGUAUUUCUGCCAUUGACAGUGCCGUAGUGAUUGGUGGCUUGGCUAGACUGUCAGUGUGUCAUUAGUGAUUUCGUAAGGAAAUGGAAGUUUUGGCCGUAGCUUUACAUUCUGCCUUCCUUCAGCAUUUUGGAAUAAGUGCUUACAAUUUAUUUUUAUGCUCCCAUUGUUGUUGCCCAGGAUACGAUCUGCGAAGUGCACUGUAACGGGGAAGAUAUUGGAGUCAUUGAUUUCUUGGUCUCUUUAGGUAUGUUGAUCUAAUCAACAACGUUGCAAUCCGUGUAAAAUUUAUAGUUGUGUGAAAAUUUUGUUUAUUAGUAUAUUAAAAUGUUUUGAAAUGACUUCCCAUAGUGCCUGGUAUUUUUA